Colletotrichum siamense is the source of this 870-nucleotide messenger RNA. It is a transcript of the gene nit-4-9, whose product is annotated as Nitrogen assimilation transcription factor nit-4. The transcript is spliced from 6 exons. Gene Ontology annotation, molecular function: zinc ion binding; DNA binding. Bases 1 to 870 code for a protein of 289 amino acids. Gene Ontology annotation, biological process: DNA-templated transcription. Lineage: Eukaryota; Fungi; Ascomycota; Sordariomycetes; Glomerellales; Glomerellaceae. The record is from RefSeq and is a predicted model, not a curated record.
AUGACGGUGCACCGAACAGUGAGAAAUGAUGGCCAGGAAUAUCUGGAUCGUCUGGAUAUAGGAAAGGACGUACCGAACGAGAUUGAGGAUCACUUAGUGAACCUUUAUUUCACAUGGCAAGAUCCUGCCUCACACGUCGUGCAGCGGGAAAUGUACCAAAAGGCCAAGGUGCAGUGGUGUGAUCAUAUGGUUGAUAACCCAUAUUAUUCAGAAGCUCUGCGUAACUCCAUAUGCGCCUUGGGGGCUGCGUUUGAAUCGCGUCACCACCCAACAUUCGUUACAUUUCCGAAGUCUUUAGCGGACUUCUUCGCUGAUAGGGCCAAAGCACUAUUAGAUAUUGAGCUUGACUGCCCUUCUGUUGCUACAGUUCAGGCGAUGGUCAUUCUAAGUGGCCAUGACAUUGGGUGCAAGCGGGAUGCACGCGGAUGGCUCUACAGCGGGAUGGCCAUGAGGCUUGCGUUUGAUCUGGCACUGCAUGUUGACAUGACGCCAUAUGUUAGAACGGGCUCAAUCAGUCAAGAGGAAGCAGACCUGCGCAAAACUGUAUUUUGGGGGGCAUACACCGUUGAUCACCUUUGGGGAUUGCACCUUGGCCGCCCCUUCCGAAUUAACAUGGAAGACGUCACUGUCGCAAAGCCCGGCAUAGACGGUAGCAUAUCAGGGCAUUGGUCUGCCUAUGUCUCCCCUGAUUCCUGCGGAAUAACCCAGCCAGACCAUGCUGAACUGCUUUGCUCCCAGAGGGCACUUCUUUGCGACAUCAUGGCGCCUCUCGGCCAUGCUUUAUAUGGAAGCCAAAGAAUUCCACCAAGCGUGCUGCAAGAGAUGAACCAGAAGACAGUGAAAGAACUCAAGGAGUGGAAAGACUUAUAG